CAGCCCAAGGGGGGAAAAAACUACAAAAACAUGGCGUUCAACUUUGGCGGUGGUGCCACCAAUACCGCAACUCAAGGCUCCUCUGGAUUUUCAUUUGGUUCAUUUGCUGCCAAAACAACAGCCUCUUCUGGUUUUGGCUUUGGCACCACCACCACCGCUGCCUCAUCUGGAUUCGGUAGUCUCACCGCUCCGGGCUUUGGGGCCACCACCACAACCGCCUCCACCGGCUUUGGCUUUGGCUCUACAACUACAGGGUUCGGGGGGCUGGGAGCCGCCAGCACCACCGCUGGUGGGUUUAGUUUUGGGGGUUUCGGAUUAAAUGCGAACUCGGGAGCUGUCAACUUUAAUGUUGGCGGUUUUGGUCCAUCCACCACCGCAGCUACCGUUUUCAAUUUUGGCAAUAGCCUGGGUAGUGCAGGCACUUUCGGAGGCUUUGGGACAACCACUACCUCUGCUGCGCCUGGGUCUACUUUCAGUUUCGCUGCUCCCUCAAACACAGGGGGUCUGUUUGGCAACACCCAGAAUAAGGGGUUUGGCUUCUCCUCGGGGCUGGGGACGGGCACCACCGCAGGGACUGGUUUUGGCACCAGCCUCGGAAAUGCUCUCGGCUUCGGGGGCUUCAACAUUCAGCCUCAGCAACAGCAGGGAGGCUUGUUUGGGCAGCAGGCCCAGGCUCCGGCUCAGUCCAACCAGUUGAUCAACACGGCCAGCGCCCUGUCCGCGCCCACGCUGCUGGGGGACGAGCGCGACGCCAUCCUGGCCAAGUGGAACCAGCUGCAGGCCUUCUGGGGCACCGGCAAGGGCUACUUCAACAACAACAUAGCCCCGGUGGAGUUCACGCAGGAGAACCCCUUCUGCAGGUUCAAGGCGGUGGGCUACAGCUGCAUCCCGGGCAGUAAGGACGAGGACGGUCUGCUGGUCCUGGCUCUCAACAAGAAGGAGGAGGAAGUGCGCAGCCAGCAGCAGCAGCUGGUGGAAUCCCUGCACAAGGUGCUGGGGUCCAACCAGACCCUCACCGUCAACGUGGAGGGCGUCAAAGCGCUGCCCGACGACCAGACGGAGGUGAUCAUAUAUGUGGUGGAGCGCUCCCCCAACGGCACGUCCAAGAGGAUCCCGGCCACCACGCUCUUCAGCUACGUGGAGCAGGCCAACAUCAAGACCCACCUGCAGCAGCUGGGCGUGGUCAUGUCCGUCACCCGCACCGAGCUCACGCCUGCGCAGCUGAAGCAGCUGCUGCAGAACCCGCCUGCAGGUGUGGAUCCUAUCAUUUGGGAACAGGCGAAGGUUGAUAACCCCGAUCCUGAAAAGUUAAUUCCGGUGCCAAUGGUUGGGUUCAAAGAACUGCUUCGCAGACUCAAGAUCCAGGACCAGAUGACGAAACAGCAUCAGACUCGAGUUGACAUAAUCUCCAACGACAUAAGUGAAUUACAGAAGAACCAGGCUACAACCGUAGCGAAGAUUGCCCAGUACAAGAGGAAGCUGAUGGACCUGUCGCACAGAGUGCUACAGGUGCUGAUCAAGCAGGAGAUUCAGAGGAAGAGUGGCUACGCCAUCCAGGUGGACGAGGAGCACCUGCGGGUGCAGCUGGACACCAUUCAGUCGGAGCUGAACGCCCCCACGCAGUUUAAGGGCCGGCUGAACGAGCUCAUGUCUCAGAUCCGGAUGCAGAACCACUUUGGAGCGGUCCGCUCGGAGGAGCGCUACAGCGUGGACGCCGACCUGCUGCGCGAGAUAAAACAGCAUCUGAAGCAGCAGCAGGAGGGCCUGAGCCACCUGAUCAGCGUGAUCAAGGACGACGUGGAGGACAUCAAGCUGAUCGAGCACGGCCUUCACGACGGGGUCCACAUGAGGGGCGGCAUGCUCAGCUGACCGGGCUCCCUGCCACCCCGCUGCCGCCUGACGAUCAGGGUGACACUGACCCCACCCCACC
Molecule: messenger RNA, 1930 nt
Organism: Megalops cyprinoides (Indo-Pacific tarpon)
Lineage: Eukaryota; Metazoa; Chordata; Actinopteri; Elopiformes; Megalopidae
Gene: nup54
Product: nucleoporin 54
Exons: 15
Coding region: 31-1869 (612 amino acids)
Biological process (GO): NLS-bearing protein import into nucleus; nuclear pore organization; protein localization to nuclear inner membrane
Cellular component (GO): nuclear pore central transport channel; nuclear pore
Molecular function (GO): structural constituent of nuclear pore
Source: RefSeq, a predicted model, not a curated record